Candidozyma duobushaemuli is the source of this 1215-nucleotide messenger RNA. RefSeq lists its product as uncharacterized. Gene Ontology annotation, molecular function: DNA-binding transcription activator activity, RNA polymerase II-specific. The coding region runs from base 1 to 1215 and encodes 404 amino acids. The transcript has a single exon. Gene Ontology annotation, biological process: regulation of transcription by RNA polymerase II. The record is from RefSeq and is a predicted model, not a curated record. NCBI's taxonomy places the organism in Eukaryota, Fungi, Ascomycota, Pichiomycetes, Serinales, Metschnikowiaceae.
AUGAACACUCCAUUCGAGGACGACGCGUUCUCUGAAUCCAGGCAUUUCACAUUUCAGAUCCUUCUAAGUUCGGCGGCAAACCAGCUACAUCUUCUGCGUUUCGAACUACGAAUACUACGAUUCUUCAACGAUAUAUGCCUACCGCAUUUCACCUACAAUGUCAAUAAAAGACAGGCGUCUGUCUGGGAAAAUGUCGUGCCACAGUACUUCAACGACUGUCUUCUGAUAAAGCUGGCUAUACUUGCAACGGGCUGUCUAAGCCUUAUGCCCACAAUGGGCUUCCAGCGAGUCAUUCGUGAUGGAAUGACGGAGGAAGAGGUGCUGAUGGAGCUAGAACAAGUUUGUGACCAGUUCGAUGUCCAGCAGUUGUUCGCUGACGAGAACUUAUUAGAAGGCGGUGAGGUCAAUUUAUUCAGGAAGGCCUCUGAGCUUCUUUCUGAGUCCAUGAAUGACAUUCAGCAAGCGAUGCUAAAACUCCAAUCACCAGGGUUGACACAAUUGGAGAAGCUUCCGUAUAUCAUCGGCGCCACGAUCGGAAAUUCAUUUCUUUUUGGCUUUUUGGGCCUCCACCCCUGGAAGUUGGUGCCAUUGGUGCAUUUCCCAGAGGAUGGCGAGCGUAAAGCCGAUUUGCUUGAUGUGGCCUCUGGUCUCAAAAGCAUGGUCCUAGCCUACAUUGGCCCCCUUCAAGCUUCAGACAUUGGAGAGCUAUUUCACAACGACGAGCUCGCUCUUUCUCCCAGAACCAAGAUCAAAAUAGUCGAGGAUAUCAAGAAGCAGCUCAACGAAUACCUCCUGGAUUUCAGUUUCUUUGAAAUUGACCUGGAAAGAAGCCACAUGAUCAAUACAUACAGAGAAUGUGUACAGACGUUGGAGAAGGUCUGUGGCCUUGCAUUCAAAUUCAACUAUCCAGUCAUGCUAUUCAGAUGGCUCUUUUUGAUUAACCACGAUUACGUUAAAUACGUUCGCUCACAGGAGCCCUUUGCGCUAAGGCUAUUGUACAUCUAUCUGUGUAUGUGCGUGCAUUACAAGUUUUGGCUCUUUGAGUACAGCAUAUGGCGAGACUAUGUUGUGUAUUACAGAGCAAGGUUUGGCCCCCUCUGUGAAUUUGACGAGAGACUUUAUCAUUUUGUCGUCACAAGGAAACAGUAUGUACUUGGCGACAAUUACAGAAGCAUCAAAGAUCUUGACGUUUGGUCCGAUCAGUUUGACUACUGA